AUGAAAGAACUUCAUCUUCCUAUUGCAGACAAAACUAUUUGCAUAGAAAGCACUUCAGCUCAAUAUAGAGAAGAUGUCACAAACCAUACAGUUUGCGCUGGAGACGCUAGUGGGAACAAUAACCCUAGCGAUUGUGAUUCAGGAGAACCUCUCUUUUGUAAACGCGAAAGACAAUGUGAUAUCGAAGAGGAGAGUUAUGUUGUCGUAGGAAUAGCCGGUUGGGGAGAAGGAUGUGGACAGCAGGGAAAGUACGGCAUAUUUACACACUUGCUGAAUCUGAUGGAUUGGGUAAAAGAUGUGAUGAACAUGAACAAAUGCCCGUUAGCACCCGACGGCGCAGAAGAAGACUUGUGCCCUAAACCUCCAAUCAAACUAUACUGA
Corticium candelabrum is the source of this 381-nucleotide messenger RNA. RefSeq names its product anionic trypsin-like. Gene Ontology annotation, molecular function: serine-type endopeptidase activity. The transcript has a single exon. Lineage: Eukaryota; Metazoa; Porifera; Homoscleromorpha; Homosclerophorida; Plakinidae. The record is from RefSeq and is a predicted model, not a curated record. Bases 1 to 381 code for a protein of 126 amino acids. Gene Ontology annotation, biological process: proteolysis.